AGGGACCUUGUUUUGGAUCCAGUGGACAUCACGCCGAUGCCAGCGACACCCUGGAUGAGGUUCCUACAAUAUAGGAUCUGCUCAGUGGAGAUCUUCUAUAUAAGAUCCUUCUGCUGAUUGACCCAUCAAGGAUGUAUAGGAACAGGGACAAGAUGGCGGAGAGUAUAAUAAAUCUCACCCUAGAGAUCCUCUUCCGGCUUACUGGAGAGGACUACACAGUAGUGAAGAAGACCUCUAGUGAGCGCUGUCAGGACCCAGUGUCUGAAGGAUGGAGAAGAACCCUGAGCCCAAUCACAGGGCCUCCACCUCACCCCCUGAUACAUGAGGAAAUCAAUAGAGAGAAGAUCCUAGAACUCACCAACAAGAUGAUUGAGCUGCUGACUGGAGAGGUUCCUAUAAGGUGUCAAGAUGUCACCAUCUAUUUCUCCAUGGAGGAGUGGGAGUAUUUAGAAGAACACAAAGAUCAGUACAACAAUAUCAUGAUGGACGAUCACCGGACCCUCACAUCACCAGUUAAGGACGAGAGAAGAACACCGGAGAGAUGUCCCAGCCCUCUUCUUUCACAGGAUGAGACAUAUGUGAGGGAUGAUGAGCAGAGUAUAGAGGACAUUCCUACAGAUAACCGCCCAGAUGACUGUACCAGGAGCUCUGAGGGAGAGCUGAUAUCUUCCGAUUUUAAAGCAGAAGAUGACGCUUUUACACAAGAUACAUAUGAAGAGCAUGUCAUUAUCCCAUAUAUACCCUUAGACCUUCACAGCAAAAAUUUAUCAUCUGAUCCUUUAAAACAGGUUUUGUCUUCUGAUUCAUCACAGAUGGUAACACUAAAUAAAAGUUACAGUUCUGGUGAACAUCCAACAGCUCAUACAGGGGAGAAAGCUUUUUCAUGUUCAGAAUGUGGAAACUGUUUUAAUCAUGAAUCAGAUCUUCUGAAACAUGAAAGAAGUCACACAGGGGAGAAGCCGUAUUCGUGUUCAGAAUGUGGGAAAAGUUUUGCUUUCAAAAAAACUCUUGUUACACAUCAAAAAAUUCACACCGGGGAGAAGCCAUUUUCUUGUUCACAAUGUGGAAAACGUUUUAUCCAGAAAUCAGAUCUUGUUAAACAUGAGAGAAUUCACACAGGGGUGAAGCCAUUUCCUUGUUUAAUUUGUGGCAAAUGUUUUGGUUUAAAAAAAGAUCUUAUUACCCAUGAAAGAACUCACACAGGGGAGAAGCCAUUUUCAUGUUCAGAAUGUGUUAAGUGUUUUAAUCAUAGAUCAGAUCUUGUUAAACAUGUGAAAAUUCACACAGGAGUGAAACCAUUUCCAUGUUCACAGUGUGAAAAACGUUUUAAUUAUAAAUCAGAUCUUGUUAAACAUCAAAAAAUUCACACAGGGGAGAAGCCGUUUUCAUGUUCAGAAUGUGGGAAAUGUUUUGCGUUCAAAAAAACUCUUGUUACUCAUCAAAGAACUCAUACAGGGGAGAAGCCGUAUUCAUGUUCAGAAUGUGGGAAAUGUUUUAACCAUAAAUCAAAUCUUUUUACACAUCAGAGAAUCCACACAGAUAUUAAGCCAUUUUCAUGUUUAGAAUGUGGGAAAUGUUACAGAGUUAAAUCAAAUCUUGUAAUGCAUCAGAGAAUUCACACAGGGGAAAAGCUAUAUUCAUGCCCAGAAUGUAAGAAAUGUUUUACUCGGAAAUCAAAUCUUGAUGACCACCAGAAAACUCACACAGGUGUGAAGCCUUAUUCAUGUUCAAUAUGCAGUAAGUCUUUUUCAGAUAAAUCGCAUCUUGUUCGACAUGAGAGGAGUCACAGUGGCUCAAGACCAUUUCCGUGUUCAGAAUGUGGAAAAUAUUUUAACCAGAAAUCUGAUCUUGUUAGGCAUCAAAUAACUCACACAGGGGAGAAACCAUAUCCAUGCCCAGAAUGUGGGAAAUGUUUUACGCAGAAAGCAACCCUUGUCAACCAUCAAAGAACUCACACAGGGGAGAAGCCAUUUUCAUGUACAGAAUGUGGGAAAUUUUUUAACAAGAAAUCAGCUCUUGUUACACAUCAGAGAUUACACACCGGGGAGAAACCAUUUUCAUGCCUAGCAUGUGGAAAAUGUUUUACUUGGAAAUCAAAUCUUAUUGACCAUCAAAAAACUCACACAGGGGAGAAGCCAUAUUCCUGUUCAGAAUGUGGGAAAUGUUUCUCAGAUAAAUCACAUCUCGUUAGACAUCUAAAAACUCAUACAGGGGAGAAGCCAUUUUCAUGUCCAGAAUGUGGCAAAUGUUGUUCUCAGAGAUCAGAUCUGGUUAAACAUCAAAGGAGUCACAUAGGUAGAAACAAUUUUGAUGUCCCAGAUGCGGAAAGUGUUUUAACCGAAAGUCAGCUCUAAUUGAACAUCAAUGAUCUGAAAGAAAAAAACAUUUUCUUUUUUUUAUUAAUGUGGGAUGUGGGAAAUGUUUUAGCCCACAAAGGGCAUCCUCUUAAAAAUCAAGGAUCUCACAUCAGAAAGUAGCUAGUUUUAACUUCAUCAACAAGCAGUAUAAAAAAUAUACUUCUUAGGCCUCAUGCACACGGCCGUUGUUUGGGGACCAAAUCCGAGCCGCCGUUUUUGCGGCUUGGAUGCGGACCCAUUCACUUCAAUAGGGCCGCAAAAGAUGCGGACAGCACUCCAUGUGCUGUCCACAUCCGUUGCUCCGUUCCGUGGCCCCGCAAAAAAAAUAGAACAUGUCCUAUUCUUGUCCGUUUUGCAGACAUAAAUAGGCAGUUGUACAAUUGGCUGCCUGUUCCGUUCCGCAAAUUGCGGAAGGCACACGGAUGGCUUUUGUUUUUUGCGGAUCCACGGUUUGCGGACCGCAAAAAAAUGGAACGGUCGUGUGCAUGAGGCCUUAGAGUCAAAAUAAAAUUGCAUGUUGUAGAAGAGAAGGAGAAAGCAUUUUACAGCAUUAAAUAAUAAUGAAAUGUAUGUAAUUUCCAAUAAAUGUCUGUUAUCCAAAAAAACAAAUAGAAUUCACAUAACACUAACCAUGUGCAGAGAAUAUGUCACAUGACUAUAUAUAACUGCAUUGCAAAACUUGUUGUCAAUCAUUAAUAAACCCUUACUUUUAAAAUGUA
This is a messenger RNA of Bufo gargarizans (Asiatic toad), 3076 nucleotides long. RefSeq names its product oocyte zinc finger protein XlCOF7.1-like. The transcript has 7 exons. Gene Ontology annotation, molecular function: RNA polymerase II cis-regulatory region sequence-specific DNA binding; DNA-binding transcription factor activity, RNA polymerase II-specific. Bases 132 to 2354 code for a protein of 740 amino acids. Gene Ontology annotation, biological process: regulation of DNA-templated transcription. The record is from RefSeq and is a predicted model, not a curated record. NCBI's taxonomy places the organism in Eukaryota, Metazoa, Chordata, Amphibia, Anura, Bufonidae.